AUGAAGAAUGAUAACCCUACAGAGAAGAAGUCAGGGGGACCUUCCCGAUGGCGGCGGCGCAGGUUCAGGCGCAAGGUAUCCUCUGAGGUGACCGUAAAAGGAAAGCUGCGGAUGCGCUCCCCGUCGGGGGCCUUUGUGAUGGUGGGCAUCUCCGUGGUCCUGGUGGGCAUGACCAUAGCUGUGAUCGGGUACUGGCCUCACCGUGGCCCACACGGGACGCGGUCCGGGAACAGGACGGGGAACUCCAGCACUGUGGAUGAUCUCAAGAAGGAAGUGAAGGUCUCUCCCCAUCCCCGCCUCUUCCCCUACAGCGAGAAGCUAAAGCUUAUUGGUCCCGUUAUUAUGGGCAUUGGUCUCUUCAUCUUCAUCUGUGCCAACACCAUGUUGUAUGAGAACAGGGAUAUGGAGACCCGCCUGUUGAUGCAGAGGGAACUCUAUUCCCUGACCCUGGGCCUCCCUCAGGAUACGAGUCCCGUCAGCAGUUACUUCCAGCGGAGGCUGACCCCUUCCACCUUUGAGGCCGACACAAAGUGUGUGGAAAGCUGCUACGAAAUGGACCUCUCCUCAGGUGGCUUCCGGACCUGCCCCAGCCCUAUGAAGAAAUGGGCGAACGCUUACAGAUCCGGUAGACUUCAGACUACAGCUCAGUUUCUUCACCAAGUUUCGCCUUCUGCUUCCCUUGUGAGCGUCCGCUCGGACUCUGGUAACUCCGCGCGAGGGAACCCCAGCCUGUCCGUUGCUUACGGAGGAGAGUCUGUCAUCUCCUCAGCCAUCAAUGCUCUUUCUCUGCCUCUCAUCAAGCUCAACAACUGUCUUCUCGAGAGCCAGGGUGUCUCCCCCGCCCAGGACUCAGAAGGCCAUUGCGUUCGGUUGCCAGAGGAGAAAGAGGAAGUGCUGAGGCUCUCGUGGACAGUCUUACCCGAGUGCGGUGAUGUCGCUUCCAGUAGAGACGACCUCCACCGCAGCCAUGUCGUGAUUGAUAUGGAUAGCGGGUCUCCCUCUGCUGACUCGUUCGAGAAACUUCUGCAUGCUGAAUGUCCAAAGAGAGGAUUCGGCUCAGACACUCAGAUCCCUCUGUCGGGUCACUCCAGAUCCCUGGAUCUUGGCCAGCCAGGGGUGCGCUUGGUGGCCCCGGCCAAAGAAAGGAAACACAGGAGCUGGCCAAGGCUUGACCAGAUUGGCUUGGUCAACUGUGCGAAACUGGGAAGCAGAGGUGAAUCCUCGGAUUGGCUUCUGGAGGCGACUAGGGAUUUUACUGGGGGUGAGAGUGGACAGAAUUUGCAGGAAGCUGUAAUGGAAGCAGGUUCCAAGGUCUGAUUCUACUGCAGGGGACCACGUUUGUUGCUGGUUUCUCCU
Messenger RNA from Euleptes europaea (tarantolino), 1356 nucleotides. It is a transcript of the gene TMEM200B, whose product is annotated as transmembrane protein 200B. The transcript has a single exon. Bases 1 to 1317 code for a protein of 438 amino acids. The record is from RefSeq and is a predicted model, not a curated record. NCBI's taxonomy places the organism in Eukaryota, Metazoa, Chordata, Lepidosauria, Squamata, Sphaerodactylidae.